UCCGCCCCUGAGCGCAGGGCAGGCGGAGUUGCGGGUGAAGGGAGGGAUGUCUGGGGGCGGGGGUCCGGAUGACGGCAUAGGAUCGCGCCGUGCGGUCGGGGCGAGGAGCCUGACUGUACUGCUUGGGACUGAGCUUUCUCACUGGCAGAUGCCCCUUGGCUGCUGGGUUGGCGAGUGCAGGGAGACUGAGACCCAGAAAGAAAACUGGCAAAAGUUACCUUUUCAAGAUGUCACUAGCAAGACUGGUUUGGCAACAAGAUAGGAAGCAGCAGAUGAUCUUGAGAGAUCCUGGAGCUGCCCUCUUCAACAUGGGGCUGGAGGCCCAGAGACUGCCAGGGGCUGAGGAGGCCCCAAUGAAGGUGGCCCUGCGAGUUCGCCCACUGCUGCCCAAAGAGCUGCUACAUGGACAUCAGAGUUGCCUGCGCGUGGAGCCGGAGCAUGGUCAAGUCACCCUGGGGCGUGACCGCCACUUUGGCUUCCAUGUGGUGCUGGGAGAGGACACCGGGCAGGAGACAGUGUACCAGGCCUGUGUGCACCCUCUCUUGGAGGCUUUCUUUGAAGGCUUCAAUGCCACUGUCUUUGCCUAUGGUCAGACAGGCUCUGGGAAGACAUAUACCAUGGGGGAGGCCAGUGUGGCCUCCUUGCAUGAGGAUGAGCAGGGCAUCAUCCCGAGGGCUAUGGCUGAGGCCUUCAAGCUCAUUGACGAGAAUGACCUACUGGACUGCUUGGUGCAUGUGUCCUACCUGGAAGUGUACAAAGAAGAGUUCCGAGACCUGCUAGAAGUGGGCACUGCCAGUCGGGAUAUCCAGCUCCGGGAAGAUGAUCGUGGGAAUGUUGUGCUUUGUGGUGUGAAGGAAGUGGACGUGGAGGGUCUGGACGAGGUUCUCAGUCUCCUGGAGAUGGGCAACGCGGCUCGGCACACAGGCGCCACGCACUUCAACCGCCUCUCCAGCCGCUCACACACGGUCUUCACGGUGACCCUGGAGCAGCGGGGACGAGCGCCCAGCCGCCUGCCUCGACCGGCCCCCGGCCACCUGCUGGUCUCCAAGUUCCACUUUGUGGACUUGGCAGGCUCUGAGAGAGUCCUCAAGACAGGCAGCACGGGCGAACGGCUCAAGGAGAGCAUCCAGAUUAACAGCAGUCUGCUGGCGCUGGGCAAUGUCAUUAGUGCGCUGGGGGAUCCCCAACGCCGUGGCAGCCACAUCCCCUACCGCGACUCCAAGAUCACCCGGAUCCUCAAAGACUCCCUGGGUGGGAAUGCCAAGACGGUGAUGAUCGCCUGCGUCAGCCCCUCCUCCUCUGACUUUGAUGAGACCCUCAACACCCUCAACUACGCCAGCCGCGCCCAGAACAUCCGCAACCGAGCCAGCCGCGCCCAGAACAUCCGCAACCGAGUCACGGUCAACUGGCGGCCCGAGGCCGAGCGCGCACCCGAGGAGACGGCGGCGGGCACGCGCGGGCCGCCGCGGCACCGCUCGGAAACGCGCAUCAUCCACCGCGGCCGGCGCGCGCCCGGCCCCGUGGGGACUGCAGCCGGUCUGGGCGCCGAGUGCGCGCGCUGCCGGGCGCGCACUAGCGCCGCCUACAGCCUCCUUCGAGAACUGCAGGCCGAGCCGGGUCUGGCUGGAGCCGCCGCCCGCAAGGUGCGGGACUGGCUGUGCGCGGUGGAGGGCGAACGCAGCGCCCUGAGCUCCGCCUCCGGGCCGGACAGCGGCAUCGAGAGCACCUCCGCAGAGGACCAGGCAGCACAGGGGACCGGCGGGAGAAAGGAAGAUGAGGGAGCUCAACAGCUGCUGAUCCUGCAGAGCCAGGUGGCCCGGCUGGAAGAGGAGAACAGAGAUUUUUUGGCGGCAUUGGAGGAUGCAAUGGAGCAGUACAAACUGCAGAGUGACCGGCUUCGGGAACAGCAGGAAGAGAUGGUGGAGCUGCGGCUUCAACUAGAACUGGCAUGGCCUGGCUGGGAGGCUCCAGAACUCCUGCAAGGCCUGCUUCCGGGAUCUUUUGUGCCUCGACCCCACACAGCCCCCCUAGGGGGUACCUACACUCAUAUGCUGGGCAUGGUGCCCCCUGUCUGCUUUCCUGGAGAUGAUGUUGGCUCUGAGCAGCAGGUGACAGAUGGCAGAGAAGCCAGGGUGCUGGCCCAGGUAGACAGGCUGGGAAGUGGCUCUACCACUACUUCAGAGGAGGAAGAGGAAAAGGAAGAAGAGGAGGAACCACCUAGGCAUGCCUUGCAUCUGUGCAGAAAUGGUAUCAGCAACUGGAACCAGAAAUCUGGGGUGUGCCCAGGGAGCCCCCCUGACAGGAAGGGCUCAGAGCUCUGCCUGGAAGAGCCAGCUGCUAUCAUCCCAGCACCCCAAGCAGUUGGUGGCAGCAAGGCCCCAGUUCAGACCCGCCAGGCCCCAGCUGCCAUGGCCUCAGAGUGGCGACUGGCCCAGGCCCAGCAGAAGAUCAGGGAACUGGCCAUCAAUAUCCGCAUGAAGGAGGAGCUCAUCAGCGAGCUGGUCCGUACAGGGAAGGCAGCUCAGGCCCUGAACCGCCAGCACAGCCAGCGCAUCCGGGAGCUGGAGCAGGAGGCCGAGCGUGUGCGGGCAGAGCUAAGUGAAGGCCAGAGACAGCUGCGUGAACUGGAAGGCAGGGAGCCCCAGGAUGCCAGUGAACGGUCUCGGCUCCAAGAAUUCCGUAAGAGGGUGGCUGCAGCCCAGAGCCAGGUGCAGGUGCUGAAGGAGAAAAAACAGGUGACAGAGCGGCUGGUGUCACUGUCGGCCCAGAGUGAGAAAAGGCUGCAGGAGCUGGAGAGGAAUGUGCUGCUUAUGCGGCAGCAGCAGGGGCAGCUGCAGAGGCGACUCCGUGAGGAGACUGAGCAGAAGCGACGCCUGGAGACAGAGAUGAACAAGCGACAGCACCGUGUCAAGGAACUGGAGCUGAAGCAUGAGCAGCAGCAAAAGAUCCUGAAGAUCAAGACAGAAGAGAUCGCAGCCUUCCAGAGAAAGAGACGCAGUGGCAGCAAUGGCUCCGUGGUCAGCCUGGAGCAGCAGCAGAAGAUUGAAGAACAGAAGAAGUGGCUGGACCAGGAGAUGGAAAAGGUGCUGCAGCAGCGGCGGGCACUGGAGGAGCUAGGGGAGGAGCUCCACAAGCGGGAGGUCAUCCUGGCCAAGAAGGAGGCUCUAAUGCAGGAGAAAACGGGACUGGAGAGCAAGCGUCUUCGGUCCAGCCAGGCCCUGAAUGAGGACAUUGUACGUGUGUCCAGCCGCCUGGAACACCUGGAAAAAGAGCUCUCUGAGAAGAGUGGGCAGUUGCGGCAGGGCAGUGCCCAGAACCAGCAGCAAAUCCGAGGGGAGAUAGACACUCUGCGUCAGGAGAAGGACUCAUUGCUAAAGCAGCGCCUAGAGAUUGACAACAAGCUGAGGCAGGGUAGCCUGCUGUCACCUGAGGAGGAAAGGACACUAUUCCAGCUGGAUGAAGCCAUUGAGGCCCUGGACGCUGCCAUUGAGUACAAGAAUGAGGCUAUCACAUGCCGCCAGCGGGUACUACGAGCCUCUGCUUCCUUGCUGUCCCAGUGUGAAAUGAACCUCAUGGCCAAGCUCAGCUACCUCUCAUCCUCAGAGACCAGAGCCCUGCUCUGCAAGUAUUUUGACAAGGUGGUAACACUCCGAGAGGAGCAACACCAGCAGCAGAUUGCCUUCUCGGAGCUGGAGAUGCAGCUGGAAGAGAAGCAGCAGCUGGUGUACUGGCUGGAGGUGGCGCUGGAGCGGCAGCAGCUGGAGAUGGACCGCCAGCUGACCCUGCAGCAGAAGGAACAUGAACAGAACGUGCAGCUGCUCCUCCAGCAGGGUCGAGACCACCUCGGCGAGGGUUUAGCAGACAGCAAGAGGCAAUACGAGGCCCGGAUUCAAGCUCUGGAGAAGGAACUAGGCCGAUACAUGUGGAUAAACCAGGAGCUGAAGCAGAAGCUCAGCGUGGGAAAUGCCUCAGGCCAGAGUCGGGGUGGUGAGAGGAGAAGCCUCUGCAUAGAGAACAGACUGGGUCCUGGAAAUGAAGAUGGGCUCUACCCAGCAGCUCCUGAGCUUCUCUGGCAGUCCUCCCUCCCGGAGGGGGUGCCCCGUGUCCGGGAUGAGACCCGGGACUUGGUCCAUGCCCCUCUACCCCUGACAUGGAAACGCUCAAGCCUAUGCAAUGAGGAGCAGGGCUCCUCUGAGGAGCUGCGGGCCCGGGAAGCAACUGAGCCUCUAGUGGGGCGGGUGCUACCUGUGGGUGAAGUGGGCCUAUCCUGGAACUUUGGACCAUUGCCCAAGCCCCGGUGGGAAUCCCGAAGAGCCAGCCCAGGGAUGAUCGAUGUCCGGAAAAACCCUUUGUAGGCCUUGGGGCAGGCACUGUCUUAGAGAUUCUUAUCCUAUCCUGCUCAAAGGAGAAGCUGCCUGACUCACCUCUAUGAAGGUCUUACCUCACCGGAAAUCCAGAGCCUCACCUUUACAAUUGGAAUUAGCAAAUUUGGGCCACAGCUGUAACUUUCCCCCCUUAUGGUACUAGGGACCAAAUCCAGGGCCUUAGUGCACGGUAAGCACUGCACUCUACCACUAAGCUAUACCCCAGCACUGUUUUUUUAAUAUGCAAAUUCCUACUACCCACUUUAUGCAAGCUGUAGUACCUGACUGCCUUCUGCCUUUUCAUUUGUGGGACAAUUCUGGCUUUAAGCAAAAGUCUGUGCCCAUAGUUCUGGGUUCAUCUACAGGUUGUCACAAAAUGGUCAGUUAGCAACAUGGCUGUGGUUUCAUGGUCUUAUGUAGAUGAGAAAACUGGGAGUUAUUAACAUUUUUAGAAUUUAAAAAAUAUUUCAGAAUAAAUAAGAAUAAUCUCA
Messenger RNA from Nannospalax galili (Upper Galilee mountains blind mole rat), 4855 nucleotides. It is a transcript of the gene Kif7, whose product is annotated as kinesin family member 7. Gene Ontology annotation, molecular function: microtubule motor activity; microtubule binding; ATP binding. Gene Ontology annotation, biological process: mitotic spindle organization; microtubule-based movement. The transcript is spliced from 20 exons. NCBI's taxonomy places the organism in Eukaryota, Metazoa, Chordata, Mammalia, Rodentia, Spalacidae. The coding region runs from base 228 to 4355 and encodes 1375 amino acids. The record is from RefSeq and is a predicted model, not a curated record.